Phycodurus eques (leafy seadragon) is the source of this 1787-nucleotide messenger RNA. It is a transcript of the gene usp39, whose product is annotated as ubiquitin specific peptidase 39. The transcript has 13 exons. Gene Ontology annotation, molecular function: cysteine-type deubiquitinase activity; zinc ion binding. The record is from RefSeq and is a predicted model, not a curated record. NCBI's taxonomy places the organism in Eukaryota, Metazoa, Chordata, Actinopteri, Syngnathiformes, Syngnathidae. Bases 106 to 1635 code for a protein of 509 amino acids. Gene Ontology annotation, biological process: spliceosomal complex assembly; protein deubiquitination; mRNA processing.
UAUUACGGCGGGUUCCGACGCGUUUCGUGUUCGACCGGUUCGUUUGUCUGAAAUCAAACUGAUAAUAGUAAAUUCUCUCCACUUCGACCAAAAAAAAUCUCCAUUAUGAUCACCGCAGUGGUUUCUCCGAAGCGUGAAAGAGAAGACGAUGUGGACGACGAAGACAACGAGGACGGUGGGGGCAAAGUUGCAGUGCCAGUCAAAAAAGGACGAGGUCGUGUAGCAGAGGACCGACGAAGCCGCCACUGCCCGUAUCUCGACACCAUAAACAGGAGUGUGCUGGACUUUGACUUUGAGAAGCUCUGCUCAAUCUCCCUCUCACACAUCAACGUUUAUGCCUGCCUCAUAUGUGGGAAGUACUUUCAAGGUCGAGGUCUGAAAUCCCACGCGUACACCCACAGUGUCCAAUUUACUCAUCACGUGUUCCUCAACCUGCACACACUCAAGUUUUAUUGUCUGCCUGACAACUACGAGAUCAUUGACUCUUCACUAGAAGACAUUACGUAUGUGCUUAAACCGACAUUCACCAAGCAGCACAUUUCGGGUUUGGACAAGCAGGGCAAACUUUACAGAGCCUACGAUGGAACGACUUAUCUGCCAGGCAUUGUUGGCCUCAACAACAUUAAAGCCAAUGACUACGCCAAUGUGGUCUUACAGGCCUUUUCCAACGUCCCGCCACUGCGGAACUACUUUUUGGAGGAGGAAAACUAUCGAGGGAUCCGAAGACCACCGGGGGACAUCAUGUUCCUCCUGGUGCAGCGCUUUGGUGAGCUGAUGCGCAAACUUUGGAAUCCCAGAAACUUCAAGGCCCACGUGUCUCCUCAUGAGAUGCUCCAGGCCGUGGUGCUUUGCAGCAAGAAGAACUUCCAAAUCACCAAUCAAGGAGACGCUGUGGACUUCAUGACAUGGUUUUUAAAUGCAAUGCAUGGUGCUCUUGGGGGCACAAAGAAAAAGCCAACAAUCCUAACAAAAGCAUUCCAAGGCUCCAUGCGGAUCUUCUCAAAGAAGUUACCACACCCAGAUUUGACGCCAGAGGAGAAGGAGGCGCUGCUCCUGACCAGCGAGUACCAAGAGCAGAUGUCCGAGUCCACGUUCUUCUUCUUGACCCUUGAUCUCCCAACAGCCCCCUUGUACAAGGAUGAGAAGGAGCAGCUCAUCAUCCCACAAGUUCCUCUCUUCAACAUCCUGGGCAAGUUCAAUGGCAGCACAGAGAAGGAGUACAAAACAUACAAGGAGAACUUCCUGAAAAGAUUCCAGUUGACCAAACUCCCACCCUACCUCAUCUUUUGCAUCAAAAGGUUCACAAAGAAUAACUUCUUUGUGGAAAAGAACCCCACCAUCGUCAACUUCCCCAUCACAAAUGUAGAUCUCCGUGAGUACUUGACCGAAGAAGCCCAAGUCACGGAGAAGAACACAACGUAUGACCUGGUUGCCAAUGUGGUGCAUGAUGGGAAACCAACCGAAGGCGCUUACAGGAUACAUGUACUGCAUCAUGGAACUGGAAAGUGGUACGAGAUGCAGGACCUGCAGGUGAUCGACAUCCUCCCUCAGAUGAUCACUUUAUCAGAGGCCUACAUCCAGAUUUGGAAGAGACAGGAGAGUGGCAAGGAUGUAAACAACCACACUGGUGCAUAGUGGUAAAAAGGAGCAACACAAGACCGAAACUCAGUUUUUUUUAGUCACAAAAAGAAAGAAAAAACUAUAUGUAUUAUUUUCCACGUUUAGUGUUUUUAUGUUUCUAAAUAAACAUUAUUCUGCCUCUAUGUUUAACAUUAGAGCAAGAAAGA